CAUCUAAUUGUGCGUGUGUGUGUGUGUUCCAGGGGCUCAGAUCAUAGACCUGAUGAUGCUGGUGGUAGACGUGGUGAAGGGGAUCCAGACCCAGACAGCAGAGUGUCUGCUGAUAGGAGAGCUGACCUGCCCCCGCAUGGUGGUCAUUCUCAACAAGACUGACCUGCUGCCGCCCAACAAGAGACAGACCGCCAUCGACAAGAUGACCAAGAGACUGCACAAGACCCUGGAGAACACCAGAUUUAAAGACUGUCCUGUGAUUGCCGUGGCAGCGAAGCCUGUUGGUCCUGAAACAGAGGAGCCCCAGGGAGUGCCUGACCUAAUAGAGCUGUUGAAGAUCCAGACGUACCUCCCUCACAGAGACCCGGGGGGAGCCCUGCUGAUGGCCGUGGACCACUGCUUCUCCAUCCGCGGUCAGGGCACAGUCAUGACCGGAACUAUUCUACAGGGGGCGCUAGCUGUCAACGACACCGUGGAGAUCCCAUCGCUCAAGGUGACCAAGAAAGUGAAGUCAAUUCAGAUGUUCCGGCUGCCGGUGUCUGGGGCCAUGCAGGGUGACCGCGUGGGCGUGUGUGUGACCCAGUUUGACCCCAAAUUACUAGAACGGGGGGUGGUGUGUACCCCUGGAUCCCUACACACCCUCCACGCAGCCCUCAUCUCCGUCAGAAAGAUUGGCUACUUCAAGGGUUCCCUGGCCACCCGAGCCAAGUUCCACAUCACCGUGGGCCAUGAGACUGUCAUGGCCAGGGUCACGUUCUUCGGUCUGCCCCCUGGAGGAAGCCCCCAGACCCCCACCACGGACCCCCAACCACCUCCCUCCGACCCCCACUCCCCUCAGCCAGACCCCAGCCCCCUGAGCAAACCUUUUUCCUUUGACCGGGAGUACUUCCACCAGGACGAGUAUGUGAUUGGCCAGCGGGCGGCCGGAGGGGCUGGGUCAGACCCGGAGCAGUGGGCGCUGCUGGAGUUUGAGCGACCGGUCACAUGUCCCUCUCUCUGCCUGGUGAUUGGCUCCAAGCUGGACACAGACAUCCACGCCAACGCGUGCCGGCUGGCGUUCCAGGGUCGUCUGCUGGAGGGCUUUGAGGGGAAGAACUACUCUGAGACUACACUACCCAGACUACACAUCUACAAGACCAAACACAAGGAGGGACAGGUGGAGAGGGUGACAGAUGACUACACUGUGAUUGGGAGAAACCUGUUCAAGAAGGAGACCAACCUGCAGCUGUUUGUGGGGUUAAAGGUCACGCUGUCCACCGGCGAGACUGGGAUCAUUGAGGGCGGCUUCGGACAGAGCGGCAAGUUUAAGAUCCGGGUGCCAGAGGGUCUCAGUCUAGAGACUAAGCAGCUCCUCUCCUCCACCUCCAAGAAGAAAGGAAAGGGUGGGGCUAAGGGGGAACCAACCAAAGAGGAAGAGGCCAAGAUGGACACUCAGCCAAUCAACAUCAACCUCCGAUUCAAGCGAUACGUCUUUGACCCCCACAAGACGAUGGUUCAGUCCUGAGGUGCGUUAGGAUCACUUGAACGUUUGCUACGUUGUGGAGCGGUUUGUACUGAACGACAUGUUUCCCCAAAACUUUCUUGUAUGUUCUUGAACAGACUUUGAGCUACGUUUGGUGGGUGUGGUGAGGUGUGGCUUGAAGCAACGAGAGGCGUAUUUAAAGGGCAGUGGCCAUGCUGACAACCCACAACCCAACCCCUCCCCAUUUUUAUACUGGUCUUUCAGUACAGCACUGUUUCCAUUCAAUUGAAUGUUCAAGAAUGUAAAAACGCACUGACCGCAGCCCUGACCUCUGCAGCAGUAGCUAGAGGAUGAGAACAGUGAGAUAUAUAUAUAUAUAUAUAUACACACACACACACACACACACACAGUACCAGUCAAAAGUUUGGAC
Coregonus clupeaformis (lake whitefish) is the source of this 1892-nucleotide messenger RNA. Its product is annotated as selenocysteine-specific elongation factor-like. Lineage: Eukaryota; Metazoa; Chordata; Actinopteri; Salmoniformes; Salmonidae. Bases 53 to 1504 code for a protein of 483 amino acids. The record is from RefSeq and is a predicted model, not a curated record. Gene Ontology annotation, biological process: selenocysteine incorporation. Gene Ontology annotation, molecular function: GTPase activity; translation elongation factor activity; GTP binding. The transcript has 6 exons.